AUGGCUUCAGUAAACAACAGCAAUAGUGGAAGUGAAAGAAAAUCAACUCGUGAUCCAUCAAUAGACAAUCGUGCUCGAUUUAAUCUGUCACCUGUACCUAGUAUCGAAGAUGAUGAAGAUAAUAAUCUACAAAAUCAUACUCAAACAGUUAAUCCUAAUUUAGAUGAAGAGGAGAGUGGCGAAGAAUUUGAUUUAAUUGCUGAUACACAAGGUGCUAGUACGACUGCUGUUACUAUGUGUGACAACAAUAAUAAUGAUCAUAAUAGUCAAUUUGAUUAUAAGAAUGACAAUGAACAAGUAACUAAUGUAACGUAUGUUAUUCGCAAACAUUAUGAAAAUUUCGAAACAAUCGAUUGGUUAAAAGAUUUAAUGCGCAAUCGUAUUCGUCAUCGUAAUUUACGUUCACAGCAACAACAAAGUUGGAAGAAAAGAUUUACUUUUUGGUUCGAUACAUGGAGUGGAUGGAUAUGUGUUUUAUUGGUUGGUGUUUCAGCUGGCCUUGUAGCUGGUUUUGUUGAUAUUGGAGCAAAGUGGUUGAGUCAUUGGAGAACAGGUGUUUGUACGUCGGCAUUUUGGCUUAACCGAGAGCAAUGUUGUUGGGCUUCACGAGAUGUUGAAUAUGAUGAUGUUCAUAAUGAAAUAUGUAAAUAUUGGAGAACAUGGUCGGAUAUAUUUGGUAUAGAUGCAUUAUCGGUUAGUGGUUGGUUUUUCCGAUAUUUUAUGUUCAUAUUAUGGUCAGUAAUCUAUGCUACAUUUAUUGUUGUGCUUGUUGUUGGAUCUGCACCAUAUGCUAGUGGAUCAGGUAUACCUGAAAUAAAAACAAUUUUAUCGGGUUUUAUUAUGUAUGGUUAUUUGGGUAAAUGGACAUUCCUUAUAAAAAGUAUUGGAAUGAUAUUUGCAACAAGUGCAGGUCUAAUUGUGGGUAAAGAAGGUCCAUUUGUACACAUAUCAUGUUGUUGUGGAAAUUUAUUUUCAAAACUUUUCCCUAAAUUUGGUAACAACGAAGCGCGUAAACGUGAAAUUUUAUCUGCAGCUGCUGCUACAGGUGUUUCUGUUGCUUUUGGUGCUCCAAUCGGUGGAAUUCUUUUUAGUUUGGAAGAAAUAAGUUAUUAUUUUCCAUACAAAACAUUAUGGCGAACAUUUUUCUGUUGUAUGGUCGGUGCUCUUGUUGUACGUACAAUAAAUCCAUAUGGUAAUGGGCAUGAAAUACAAUUUCCUGUUGAAUAUAAUGUACCAUGGGCAACAUUUGAAGUUAUUCCAUUUAUUGGUCUUGGUGCAUUAGGCGGAUUAUGGGGAACAUUGUUUAUAAAAACAAAUAUUUCUUGGUUAAAAUAUAAAAAGACGCAUACUAUUGGAAAAUAUCCAAAAGCCGAAGUUAUCAUUUUAACUUUAGUAACAGCUAUUGUUUGUUAUCCAAAUACUUAUUUAAGAUUAACAAUGCCCGAACUAAUAAGACGUUUAGUAGGACAAUGUCAUGUCGAAGAUCAUAUGGAUUUAUGUGAUUAUGAACGCGAAAAACCAAUAGGAACGGCCACAGCUAAAUUGUAUGCUGCUGUAGCUGGUCCUGGUCUUCAUCGUGCUCUUUGGCAAUUACUUUGGGCUUUAAUCGUUCAAAUAACUCUAGUUAUUUUUACUAUUGGUACAAAAAUUCCAUCAGGUUUAAUUAUUCCAAGUAUAUCUAUAGGAGCUAUUGCUGGUCGUCUUAUUGGUAUUAUAACAGAACAAGUAGCAUUUCAAAAUCAACAUUUAGCUAUUUUAAGACAUGAAUGUGGCGUAUCGAAUGAACAUUGUGUUACACCUGGACUUUAUGCUGUUGUUGGUGCGUGUGCUUUUUUAGGUGGAGUUAGUCGAAUGACUGUUUCUCUUGUGGUUAUUAUGAGUGAAGUCACGGGUGGUUUAUCCUAUAUUGUUCCAUUGAUGAUUACUGCAUUAACAGCAAAAUGGGUAGGAGAUGCAUUUGGUGAAGGAAUUUAUGAGGAAUAUGUGAACUUGAGUGGUUAUCCAUAUUUAAAGAAUCGUGAAAGUUUUCCAUUUACCUUGAAAGCUGGUGAAGCAAUACGUCCGAAUCGUUCGGGUCAAAAUCUUCCGUUGGCAUGUAUCAUUCAAGAUGGAAUGACCAUUGCACAAAUUGAUUCAGUUAUUCGUAAUCAUCCACAUUCAGUUUAUCCGGUUAUUAUUAGCGAAGAUUUUCCUUGUAUUGUGGGCAAGUUACAAAGGCGAGAUUUAUUAGCUGUACUUAAAUCACGAAAAAUGCAACAAACACUUACACAAACAAAGCCAUUGCUGAAUAGAAAAGUAUCUCUUGUAUCAAUGUCAAAUUUAUUAAAUAAAUCUGGUCAACCAUCAUCAUUAGGAAUGCGUAGAGCAUCAAUAGCAUUACAAGCAUCAAAAACAUUACAAUUGCAUAAGUUAGUCGAUAGAGCACCAAUUAUCGUUACAGAUCAAACACCAGUGGAAGCAGUUGUAGAUAUGUUCAGAAAAUUGGGCUGUAGACAAAUAUUUGUGACCAAAAAUGGCCGCCUUCAAGGUAUUUUAACUCGAAAAGAUAUUAUUCGAUUGAUGCAUGAAGCAACUGUAUCAAGAAAAUUUGAACAUUAG
Messenger RNA from Rotaria socialis, 2598 nucleotides. The record is from the annotation of a GenBank genome assembly. NCBI's taxonomy places the organism in Eukaryota, Metazoa, Rotifera, Eurotatoria, Philodinida, Philodinidae.